UGGAGUGGCUGUGUGCAAAUGGACCACGCCUCUGCCACUCCAGCUGUCAGUACUGCGAGAGGGGUGUGAGAGCUAGGUAUUGACUCCAUUCAUCCAUCCCCCACCUAAAUCCCUACGCUGUUAAACAACCCCGACUUUGCUGGGGUUUCACGUGCAGCGGUGCUGCGCAGAGAAGUCACCUUUCUCCAUCCUCACCCCAAGCCAAGCGCCCCUAGCUCAGACAACGUCGCCUCACUCCAGAGUGCAUGCUAAGGCUCCCAAGAACUGGCAGGCGGGGCGGGCGUCCGGCGUUUUUUGAAGCACUCAGGUUGACCUCUUGCCUUGCACAAAAGCCCUGUCUCUUCUCGGAGCCAGCUGUCCCUCGCCGCUGGAAACGGUGCCUCUUAGCAGCAUGGCCACAGGGCUCAGCCUCGAAGAUCCUCUGCUGCCGAUCACGCUGUCCACCCAACAGACCACGCUACUGCUGCUCUUCUCGGUGCUGGCCGCUGUCCACGUGGGCCAGUGGCUGCUGAGGCAACGGCGGCAGCAGCCAGGGUCCUCGCCCCCGGGUCCCUUUGCGUGGCCGCUGAUCGGAAACGCCGCAGCAAUGGGCCCUGCACCGCACCUCUCAUUCGCGCGCCUAGCGAAGCGCUAUGGUGACGUCUUCCAAAUCCACCUGGGCAGCUGCCCAGUGGUGGUGCUGAACGGCGAGCGCGCCAUCCGCCAGGCCUUGGUACAGCAGGGCGCUACCUUCGCCGACCGCCCGUCCUUCACUUCUUUCCGCGUGGUGUCCGGCGGGCGCAGCUUGGCUUUCGGCCAGUACUCGGAGCGCUGGAAGGCACAGCGGCGCUUGGCGCACAGCGCUAUGCGCGCCUUCCUUUCGCACCGGCUCCGCAGCCGCCGCGUCCUUGAGGGCCACGUGCUGGGCGAGGCGCGCGAGUUGGUGGAGCUGCUGGUGCGCGGCAGCGCAGGAGGCGCCUUUCUGGACCCGCGGCCGCUGACCCUGGUGGCGGUGGCCAAUGUCAUAUGCGCCGCGUGCUUCGGCUGUCGCUACAGCCACGAGGACACCGAGUUCCGCGAGCUGCUCAGCCACAACGAGCAGUUCGGGCGCACAGUGGGCGCGGGCAGCCUCGUAGACGUGCUGCCCUGGCUGCAGCGCUUCCCUAACCCUGUACGCACCGCCUUCCGAGAAUUCAAGCAGCUUAACCGCAACUUCAGCAACUUUAUCAUGGACAAGUUCCUGAGGCACCGAGAAAGUUUUCGUCCGGGAGCCGACCCCCGUGACGUGAUGGACGCCUGCAUCCUCUCGGUAGAAAAGGAAGCGGCUGAGAAGUCGGGCGACAGCAGCGCGCGGCUGGAAAUGGACUACGUACCGUCUACUGUCACCGACAUCUUCGGCGCCAGCCAAGACACUCUCUCCACCGCGCUGCAGUGGCUGCUCAUCCUUUUCAUCAGGUACCCCGACGUGCUGGCUCGGGUGCAGGCGGAAUUGGAUCGCGUGGUGGGCCGAGACCGUCUGCCCUGCCUGGAGGACCAGCCCAGACUGCCCUACGUUAUGGCCUUUCUUUACGAAGCCAUGCGCUUCUCCAGCUUUGUGCCGGUCACCAUUCCUCACGCCACCACUGCCAACACGUCUCUUCUGGGCUACCACAUUCCCAAGGACACAGUGGUUUUCAUUAACCAGUGGUCCGUGAAUCAUGACCCAGUGAAAUGGCCUAACCCAGAGGACUUCGAUCCUGCCCGGUUCUUGGACGAGGACGGCGUCAUCAACAAGGACCUGACCAGCAGUGUGAUGAUUUUUUCCGUGGGCAAACGGCGCUGCAUUGGGGAAGAGCUUUCCAAGGUGCAGCUGUUUCUCUUCGCUUCCAUCCUGGCUCACCAGUGCACUUUCAAGGCCAAUCCAGACGAGCCCGCAGACAUGGAUUUUAGUUACGGUCUGACCAUUAAACCCAACUCAUUUAAAAUCAAUGUCACUCUCAGAGAGUCCAUGGAGCUCCUGGACAGGGCUGUCCGAGACUUACAGGCCGAGGAAGGCUGCCAGUGAGAAGACAGAAGCAAGCUGUAAUUUUAGAAGUAUUCAAGUUUUGUGGGGUGGGGACCGAAAUUUUCCAGCUUCUCUGAGCCACUUUCUCAGCCUCUAAAAUGAGCACUAAUCCACCGAGUAGUCUCAGAUGAGCCCUGGGCUGUGCAGGAGCUUGGGGAAGCUCAAAGUCAAAGAGUUUUACGUCAAAGAGUUAAAAGGCCCAAAGAAUUUUUAUACAGACGUCGAAUGCUGGGAAUAAUUUCUCAAGGGAGCAUUCUUUAGAGAUAAAACACAUAUGAGCACACAUGAAGAGCUACCUGAUGAAGAGGUACUUUCAUUACCAGGCUGUUGUGGGUGGGAUCUGAGACUGAUGUUCUGAACAUCAACAGAAAACCACAUUAAGCAAAGUUUCAGAAUAUUGUUGAAUAUGCAAAGGUAAAUAAUUGCAGGGUAAGACAUGGGAUUGAGAGCAAGAAGGGAAAGAUUUGGACCAGAAAUUUCCUUCUCACCUUGUCAAUACAGCAGCUUAGUUAGGCCGUGGUUUCUGUGGAAGAGUCUAUUUUUUUUUUUUGCCUACCUAUAUAUUUUCUUUUACUUCUGUUUGGAUGACUCAUAAUGUCAUUUGCUGGAAAAGAAAUCAGUAGUAGUUGGUUUAGUGAUUAUAGCGCAUUUCAGUGAUUUGUCAUGAAUUUUAAAAUGUCAGCUGUUAAAUUGUAAAACAUUCAAAGCUAUACUGGUUGACAAAAUACAGAAUUUCAAUUAUGGGAACCACUGCCCCCCCCAAAAAAUAAGAUUUACCAGCCCAGCUAAGCUUUAAAUUACCUAAUUGCAAUGCACUAAUUUCAAUACUUUGCAUAGGUUUUUAAAAAAAUCACCAAAUAGAAUUCAAUAUAUGUACAUAUAUAAUUAUUCAUAAGCAAUAUGUAUUAGUUAUUUUAUUAUUAAAUAGUAUUGUUUUGAUCAAGAAAAGGUUGAAUAAUUUAUAUCUUUUAUAAUGUCAUAGCAAAUUGAAAAGUACAGCCAGUUGAACUAAUUUUGGCUCAAAUACAUGAAAUGAAUUAGAUUAAAUCAACUACCAGUUUUUGACAUGGAGACCGAGUUGAAGCAAAGUCUGUCUCUCAUCCAAAACUCAAAUGGCAACUGAAAAAUCUAAAAACUGGGUCUAUAGGAUGUCUUCCUUAUACUUUACAAUAUACUUAUUAAAAUUAUAAAUAUAUAGUUGAUUUAGCUCUUAUGUCAUAACUCCCAACUCUUGGCAUGCUUAAGUUUUAAUUUAAUUUUAAAGACAUUCUGAGUAUCAAGCUCCAGCUGAUUACAGGAAACCUGACCAUUAACCAUUGAAAGGCAGAGAAAUUUCACCUGUGUUUCCUGUGAAUCAUGAACAAUGCAACAAAUUACUUGGAUGUUCUCUUUAUUAGGAAAGAAGAGAGGAAAUUCCUAUUAGAACCAGCUUUUUCUUUUAAGUGAUUUUUUAAAAACCCAGCAUUGCUGUCAGUGUUUUGGAAAGUAAGAAUCAGAAGAAGGUCAGGGGCUGUUCGGGCACUGAAGCUGGUCAGACCAACCAGCUGUUUAAGAUGGCGACCAGCGAGCCGUCGCUUUGGUAACUGUGAAAACAUAAAGCUUGAAAAAAUGUAUACGUUUAGUUUAUGGAAAUAAUCUGGAAACCUUAAAGAAAAUGAUGGAUGAUUGCAAGAGUACCAAGCGAAGUUUAAAGGUUUAACGUUCAUUGCAUGUAAACGUCCAAAGGAAGUUGUUCAGUGGCCUAAAAGCUUACAGCUUGUUUAAUUAAGCUUUUGAAUCCUAUCCAGAAUUAUCAAGGAAGGAGUGUAUUGUGGCUGUGUGUAUGUCGGGGGCGGGGGGCAGGCAGAGGGGCUGUUAAGAGAAGAGAGUGAAAAAGUAAAAAGGAAGAAAGAUGGUUAAACAUGUCCCCACUUAUUCCAAGUUAAUUAAUUUAAAAUAUGAAUAUUUAGAAAAAAGAUGUUUUGUGUGCUGAUAUUAAAUCCCAAGUGGACUGUGGAAAAAUCCACAACAUUUUAGAUCUAUUUUGUAAUUUGAAAUAUUUUCUUAGCAAAAAUUUCACAUAAUUAUAAAAUCUCCUAGCUGUACCUCUUGAAUAUGAAAAAUUGUGCCAGUAUUUUUAAAGGCACUAUAAAGUCAGCUAUAGAAAUAAGGCUUACCAAUACAUUUAAAUUGUUUUUGGCACUGGCAAUUCCAAAGUAUUAUUAUCUACUUCCCUCACCCCUCCAGCAAGGUUGAGACAGCACCGCAGGGCUGCCUUAGCUUACUUAUUCUGGGAGAUGUGGGGCAGCAGAGUACCGUAUUUUGCUGUGUAUAAUGUGCACCCAAGUUUUUGUGCCCAUUAUAUAUGGGAUUAUCGUACCCAUGGUAUGUCAUUAUUAUAUCCAUGUAUAGUUCACAUCCUUAUUUUUCCCUAAAAUAUUUGGAUAAUAACUCUGCAUGAUAUACUGCAAAAUACAUAACCAUUUACCAAUCUGGAUGUCUCAUUAACUCCAUCUGAUCCAGAUGUGCUAUAAUCUGUUUUUAAUGUAGUUUUUGUGUAUGUGCGCUCAGUUAAUCUGGUGCUUUUGGCAAUGAGAAAGCUGUGCGUGUAUAGAAAAAAAUAUGUGCGUGUAUAGGUGAGCAUGUGGAGGUUAGCUGGCUUCUUUAAUAUGUUUAUAGCCUAGUUAAAGGAAGAAAAGCAAAACCAAAAACAAAUAAAAAUAACCAAAUUUGGAGGCUAUAGUAACCACAUUACUGGUUUAAUCAGAAAACCUUUUAUUAUUUCUGCCAGGGAAAGAAUGCAUUUGCUGGUCACCAUUCUAGUCAGACCAUCUACGCCAGGUGAUUGCAAUAAAGUAUAUCAUUUAUUAAAUUCUUCAUUUAUGUAUUAAAGCUUUGACUGUGUAAGAUUGUUUUUUUCCAAAACAAAAAGAUGUCUCAGGUUUGUUUUGUAUGUUAUCUAAAAGCCUUCAUGUCUCAGAACUUAGCCUUUACCUGUGAAAUGUUAUUACAGCCUUAAUAUUUUCAUAUUAGAUCUAUAUUAGAUCAGAUAGUUGCAUAGCAUUAUACAGGGUCCAGCAGAAGUAAUGCCAUUGAAUGUGGUUGGUAGGGCACGUAAAUGUCUCAGAUGAGAUGGACAGCAAUUUGAAUAUUUCACCUAAAAUGUUGUAUGAUGUGCUCGAGUGUGAUAUUGUUAUAUUACAGAAUCACAUGCUGAUGAUUUCAUAAUAAAAGACUUUGAAGGAAUAACUAGGGGCGUUAUUUGUGCCAAACCCUGUAUAUUAAUUCGUGUGUGUUUUAUCUAGGACACUAACGUGUGAUAAAAAGGCAUACUUUAUUAGAUGUUCAUAAUUCAAGGAUAACUUCUUAUUUAACCUUUCCUUAUUUUUGUAUUUUAUCAUGUAUGCUUUUAAUGUGUACAUAGUGACUAUAAUGCAUAAUUGUACCUGAAAUGGAUUUUGGGGACAUGGCAUUAAUAUGUAGCUUUUCCUAUUUGAUAUACCAAAUUAAAAAUUCUGUAUCAGUAAUUACCUAUAAGAAGACACCAUUACCAAAAUAAUAAAAACCACUUUUACGUUCU
This is a messenger RNA of Artibeus jamaicensis (Jamaican fruit-eating bat), 5582 nucleotides long. RefSeq names its product cytochrome P450 1B1. The record is from RefSeq and is a predicted model, not a curated record. Gene Ontology annotation, molecular function: heme binding; monooxygenase activity; iron ion binding. Lineage: Eukaryota; Metazoa; Chordata; Mammalia; Chiroptera; Phyllostomidae. The coding region runs from base 392 to 2023 and encodes 543 amino acids. The transcript has 3 exons.